Messenger RNA from Phascolarctos cinereus (koala), 3487 nucleotides. It is a transcript of the gene STAT2, whose product is annotated as signal transducer and activator of transcription 2. Gene Ontology annotation, biological process: regulation of DNA-templated transcription; signal transduction. The record is from RefSeq and is a predicted model, not a curated record. NCBI's taxonomy places the organism in Eukaryota, Metazoa, Chordata, Mammalia, Diprotodontia, Phascolarctidae. Gene Ontology annotation, molecular function: DNA binding; DNA-binding transcription factor activity.
GCGCGCGCGGCCGGAGGGAGGGGUGUGCGGAGCCGGAAUAGCCAGGCAGCGGGAGGAGCCUGGGACUGAGGGGGAGGGGCUUCCAGUGUUUGGGGUCGAGCAGGCUGACUGGAGAGCGACCCCCGCCAGGAAUAUACUUGGCCAGAAGAGACCUUACUGUUCUGCUGAGUUUGAGCCAGAUCUAUCGGAACUAUAAGAAUUUGCUGUGUGCCUGGAGCUGACCCUGCCUGGGAAAAAGUCAUAGUUAGAUCCUCUUCUUCUUGCUGUGGCCUGUAGUAUCUAGCCCUGAAUGGCCAAGUGGGAGAUCUUGCAGGGGCUAGACCGGCCUUUCCAAGAGCGGCUCCAUGAACUUUAUUCAAACAGUCUCUUGCCUAUGGAUGUACGGAAACACCUAGCUUCUUGGAUUGAGGACCAAAACUGGUACCAAGCAGUCAUGAGCCCUGAUACAUCUCAUGCUUACUUGCUCUUCCAUCAUCUCUUGGACCAACUGGGCUCCCAAUCUAAUGGUUAUAGUCAGGAUUCUGACCUGCUACUACAGCAUAACUUAAGGAAGUUCUGCCGGGAUAUUCAGGCUCUCUUCCAGGAUAAUCCCAUGCAGCUGGCCGGGCUAAUUUAUAAUCUGCUGCUAGAGGAAAGAAAUAUCCUGAACCAGGCUCAAAGGACCCAGCAGGACCAUGUAGACACAAGCCCUAAGGUAUCCAAGGAGACUAGACAGCAACAGGAGAUUGAGUCUCGGAUCCAGGAAUUGAAGGAUAUGAUACAGAAACUGGUCAAAGAUGUUUACCAACUGAGUGACCUACAGGAUGUUUUCUCUUUUCGGUAUAAGACACAGACCCCUCCAGUGAAGACAUCUUCCAUGGACUCUAAUCAGGCCAAGCAACAACAGCUCCUUCAGGAAACACUCAAUGAAUUGGACCGAAAAAGGAAGGAGGUGCUGGAUACCUCCAGAGCACUACAUGGCCGAUGUGCCACUCUGAUUGAGCUCCUGCUGCAGGAGCUAGAGAAGUGGAAAGAUCAGCAGCGAAAGGCCUGCAUUGGGGCCCCUCUGGACCUCCACUUGGAUCAGUUAGAGACUUGGUUCACAGCUGGAGCAAAGAUAUUGUUCCAGCUAAAGCAACAACUGAAGGAACUUGAGGAUUUGACCCACUUCGUGAGCUAUGAGAAUGAUCCCCUGAAAACUAAGCUGCCUUUACAGGGGGUCACAGAAUUGCUGCAGCUCCUGCUCCACAGAGCCUUUAUAGUGGAAUCUCAACCUCAGAUGCUCCUGCCUGUCAAACGACCUCUUGUCCUUAAGACUGGGAAUAAGUUUUCUGUUCAAACACGGCUCUUGGUGAGGCUGCAGGAUGCGAAUGAGCCCCUGACUGUGCACGUCACCAUUGACAAGAAUUCUCCCCAGAUGAAAGGCUUUCGAAUGUUCAACAUCCUGACCUCAGAACAGAAAACUUUGACCCCAGAAAAGGGAAGGAGCCAAGGCUUGAUCUGGGACUUCCGCUGCCUGACACUGAAGGAGCAGAAGACAAGCAGCUCUGGGAAGGGCUGCAGCGAGGGACUGCUCAUUGUGACGGAGGAACUUCACAUCAUUAACUUCACUGUCAAAUACUCCUACCAGGGUCUGAAUCUAGAGUUGAAGACCAAUAGUCUUCCUGUGGUGAUCAUCUCCAACAUGAACCAGCUUUCCAGUGCUUGGGCCUCCAUACUCUGGUUUAAUCUGCUCAGCUCUGAUCCCCAGGACCAGCAGUUCUUUUCCAGUCCCCCCAAGGCCCCAUGGACAGUGUUGGGCCUAGCCCUCAGCUGGCAGUUCUCUUCCUGUACUGGCCGAAGUCUUGACCAAGAGCAGCUGAACAUGUUGAAGAAAAAGCUGUUUGUUCCCAGAACUGAACACAGCAUUCUAUCUGUCCCUCCAUUUGAAGCCCCUGUGUCCUUCUGUCCUUCAGAGCAAGAGCACAAGAAAGAAUCACAAUUGUUGUUGUCCUGGGCUGCCUUCUCCAAGCAGGACAGCCCUCCUGGGAAGAUGCCUUUCUGGACAUGGUUGGACAAGAUCCUGGACCUGGUGCACAGCCACCUGAAGGAUAUCUGGAAGGAUGGGCUCAUUAAGGGCUUUGUGACCCGUGCCCAGGCACUGCGAUUGUUGAAGAAGAAGUUGCCAGGCACUUUUCUGCUGAGAUUCAGUGAGACCUCCGCAGAGGGAGGCAUCACCUGCUCAUGGGUGGAACAUCAGGAUGAUGACAAGGUGGUCCUCCGAUCAGUAGAGCCGUACACUAAAGAUAUUCUGCAGUUGGUCCCGAUUACAGAGAUCAUUCGUAAUUACCAGUUACUGGCAGAGGAGAAUGUGCCUGAGAACCCACUAUGCUUCCUUUACCCUGGCAUACCCAGGGAUGAAGCUUUUGGACCCUAUUACCGUGAGAAAGUUGAUCUUGCGAAACACAGGAAAUACUUAAGCCGGGAACUCAUUGUAGUGUCCAACAGGCAGGUCGAUGAUGUGCAGUCACCACAUCCGUUGCAGCAGCCAGAAGUGCUGGACAUUGAUCUGGAUCUUCAUCCAGAGUGGGAACAGACAGAGCCUGAGCUUCCCUUGGACCUGCGGGACCUAGGGAAGGACCUGCUAACUCUAAAUAUGAAUGAUAUUGAAGCUCUGAAAAAUGACGAGUUGACCCAUGAUGCUAUCCUGCUGAGAGAUGACCCGGUGUUACCUAUCCUGUCCCCUGGCGAUGAGGCCCCAUCUUCUGUGAGCCACUUCUUCAUGGAUGGUGCCACUACUUUUGAUUUCCCUAAUUACUAGGAAUUAAAUUUCUCCCUGUUUCCUUCCUUCCCCCUCUACCCCUCUCCAUCGUGAUAUCGAUGUUUGGUGGAAAUCAAGAGCCUGGUGUUUGUUGUGGGGGGAGGGAGAUGGAAUUAGGAAAAGGAAGAAACAGAACUUUACAGCUUCCUGUUCUCCCAUGCCCAGUGCCAAAUUGUCUCUUCUUUCUCCCCUUGCACUUUGUGAAGUCCUGUGUACCCAGUUUUUCCUUGCAAGGGAUAAGCAAUGUCUGCCUCAUUUUACUUGGGGAGGCUCUCUCCAGAAGUGGGAGUCUAGUAAAUAGAUCAAUAAUAACUGGGUUAUCUAAUCAUUUGAAGUUUAUAAAGCCCUUUUCUCCCUAAAAGUAGCCAUCCUAUGAAGCAAGUACAAGUUCUACUGUAUUCAUUUUACAAAUAGAGAUUUAUCCAUGGUCAUGCAGCUAUGUGAGCUCAACCCCAGAACUCCUGACCCUGUUCUGUGCUCUUCCUGUGCUGCUUUCCUGUCCUGCCUUUGCCCUCAUUACCCCUGGCGAAAGUUUCACAUGUGCACUUUGAUAUCUGGAACCACUUAGUGAUGAGCAGCUGGUUGUCUAAAGCUCUGUCUGAUAACAAAUGAUGCUGGGAGCCAAGCAAGUACUGCUAUUAUGAUAGUUAACCAGUAGAACUGGACAAGAGCAAAGCCAGUACAAUAAACUGUGUUCUCUAACAGCCA